AUGAUUCCUGUCCUCCUGGCAAUACUUCCACAGCACUCACCUUCUGUGCCUCAAACCAAGAAGUCCCCUUGUUUCCCAAAAACCAGUUCCAGCCUCUCCAAAGAUGGAGACCUGGUGAUUGGGACUUUUCUCCCCUUGUAUUCAUUUGAAGUUAGCAGUGUCAGAGGAGCGGGACUGUUUGGGAGCCAUCCUGACAGGGGCUGUAGGGAUUACAAGUGGCUACAUAAAAAUUACCAGCAGGUCCUGGCCCUGGUAUUUGCUGUGGAGGAGAUCAACAAGGACCCAAAUCUGUUACCGAAUAUUUCUUCUCUGGGAUUCUACCUCUACAAUGCAUACCACAGUGAUGAGAGAACCUUGGAGAGUUCCUUGUAUUGGCUGUCUGGGCAGGGCCAGCUUGUCCCUAACUACAGCUGCAGGAGGCAAGAGAAGUCUGUAGUUGUCAUUGGAGGAGCCACAUCAGCUCUAUCUGUCCAGAUGGGGACACUGUAUGACCUCUACAAGGUUCCACAGAUCAGCUAUGGUCCUUUUGAUUCUAUCUUGAGUGACAAGAGUCAGUUUCCUUUUCUCUACCAGCUGGCCCACAAGGACUCCUCUUUGUACCAUGGUAUUGUUCAAUUAAUGGUACAUUUUGAAUGGACGUGGGUAGGUCUGGUGACCACAGAUGAUAUGAGAGGUGAGGAAUUUCUCUGGAACUUAAGAAGGGACAUGAUCAAGCAUGGAAUCUGUCUAGCCUAUGCUGAAAAGAUCCCAGUUAGUGAGAGAAGACACACAGAAUCUCAGGAUAUGUUUGUGCCCCGAAUCAUACAAUCUUCAGUCAAAGUCAUUGUCAUUCAUGGUGACACAGAUUCACUUAUGAUCCUUAGAUAUUCACAGCCUAUUCAUGUCUUCCUAUGGAAGGUCUGGAUCUCUACAUAUCAUUGGGAUAUCACCAUGAGACCCCAGUGGAAUGAUGGCUACAGUUUCCAAGGGGCACUUUCAUUUUCACCGAUGACAAAAGAUGUGCCUGGUUUCAAGACCUUUCUCAGGACUGUGAACCCAGAAAAAUAUCCAGAUGACAUUUUACUUAAGGAGUUCUGGUGCUCAGCAUUCAAAGGAAAAGAGAAACUUGAAAAUCAGGAUCAAAAGGAAUGCUCACCCAAUGCCUCCUUGGAGGCUCUAUCUCUGCGUUUCUUUGACAUGGCUAUGACUAGUAUGAGUUACACCAUCUACAAUGCUGUGUAUGCUGUGGCCUGGGCCCUCCAUGAAAUGCUCCUGAUGACAUCAGAAAGAAAAUCUAUAAGAGAUGGAGAAAGCUGGGCUCCUCAGCCAUGGGAGCUCCACUCCUUUUUGAAGAACACCCAUUUUAUCAACAGUGCUGGUGACCAGGUGUUUGUGGAUGACACAGAAAAUUCUGAGGCCCAAUAUGACAUUAUGAAGUAUUUGUUCUUCCACAAUGAGACUGAAACUCUGGUGAAAGUGGGACAGUUUAUCCCCAAGGCUCCCAUUGGUCAAGAUUUCACCAUUUGUGAAGAGGAGAUAGUGCAGAGCUGGUUUGAGUCAAAGUCUCCCCUUGCUGUGUGCACUGAUAGCUGUGGUCCUGGAUUCAGGAAAACUCCAAGGGAAGGAGAGCCCAUCUGCUGUUUUGAUUGUUCUCCAUGCCCUGAGGGGGAGAUUUCCAAUCAGAUGAAUACAAAACAGUGUAUGAAAUGUCCUGAACAAGAAUAUCCUAAUCAGGAGAGGGAUCGCUGCCUCCCCAAAGCUCUUACCUUCUUGGAUAUCAAAGAACCUUUGGGAAUGACUCUAACUUUUGUGGCCCUUUUCUUUUCUGUGCUGACAGUUCUGAUUCUCUUGGUCUUUGUGAAGUUUCGUGAUACCUCCAUAGUCAAAGCCAAUAACAGGGCCCUGAGCUAUACUCUACUCAUCUCCCUCACCUUUUGUUUCCUCUGCUCCUUGCUCUUCAUUGGCCGUCCCACUGCAGCCACCUGCCUCUUCAGACAAACAACUUUUGGGCUUGUCUUCACUGUAGCUGUUUCUUCCAUUUUAGCAAAAACCAUUCUGGUAGUUUUGGCAUUCAAAGUUAAAAUACCAGGAAGCAGGAGAAAGAUAUGGCUGCAACCUAGAGUAUCCAACUUCAUUGUACUCCUUUGUUCUGGGAUUCAAGUAAUUCUCUGUGGCAUCUGGCUGGGAAUAUCUCCCCCCUUUCCAGACAUAGACACACAUUCCCACCCCAGUCAGAUCAUCAUUGAAUGUAAUGAGGGCUCUGUUCUUGGUUUUUACUGUGUUUUGGGUUACAUUGGCUUCCUAGCCUUGGGGAGCUUCACAGUGGCUUUCCUGGCCAGAAGCCUCCCUGACACCUUCAAUGAAGCCAAGUUCAUCACCUUCAGCAUGCUGGUGUUCUGCAGUGUGUGGGUCUCCUUCCUGCCCACCUACCAGAGCACCAAGGGCAAAGCCAUGGUGGUGGUGGAGAUCUUCUCUAUCCUGGCAUCCAGUGCUGGCUUACUAAACUGCAUCUUUAUUCCCAAAUGUUAUGUAAUCUUGUUGAGGCCAGAUGGGAACACUCAGGAAUACAUAAGAAAUAAGUCAUAUUGCAAGAGUGGGAAGCACUCAGUGUGA
This is a messenger RNA of Gracilinanus agilis (Agile Gracile Mouse Opossum), 2592 nucleotides long. Its product is annotated as vomeronasal type-2 receptor 26-like. The transcript is spliced from 6 exons. Gene Ontology annotation, biological process: G protein-coupled receptor signaling pathway. Bases 1 to 2592 code for a protein of 863 amino acids. Gene Ontology annotation, cellular component: membrane. Gene Ontology annotation, molecular function: G protein-coupled receptor activity. The record is from RefSeq and is a predicted model, not a curated record. NCBI's taxonomy places the organism in Eukaryota, Metazoa, Chordata, Mammalia, Didelphimorphia, Didelphidae.